UGUGUGCUAGAAAUGUAUCAGAAAUCUUCGAUGAAAGUUCUUUUCAGUCAGUCUCAGCUGAGUUUUAAAAAUAAAUUACUAUGAAAGAAUGAAUCACUGGAGAAAAUUUUUAUUAGUUAAGACUAUUAAAUACGCAUGUGUCAGGUAACCUUUUAAACAUCGUAUAAAUUAAUCUUCGAAAUGAAUAUUACGAUGACUAAUACGUUAAUGUACAAGUUUCAAACAUCUAAACUAUUCAGAAUAGAGAGCACUUCUGAAAACUAAGAGAAGCAUCAAACUAAUUGCAAAUAAUUAUAAUUAGUUAUCUUCUAAAAUAAUUAAAUUUACUAUGAAAAUUCCAGGUGUUCUGAAAUAAGUCGCCGAAAGUAUUGGGUUGCACCAAUGAUUGUGAACUAAUAGGUGGUAAAGACGUUAAAAUUACUGUUAAUUCUAGGAAACUGUUGUUAGUGAUUUGAAAUACAAGUAGCUUGGAAUAUGCUGUGAGGUGCGGCUUAAAAUUGGUAAAGAAACGGCUAGUCUAAAAUAAUUUCUAUAAUUAGAAUUCUGUUAAUUGUAAGGGUAAAAAUUAGGGUUUUGAUGAUAAAGAAAAUUGCUGCUCUGAAACAUUUACCGCAGACGAUGAAGAAAAUAUAAUAAUAACUCUAAAACAAAUUCUUCACUUAUGACCGAAUCUUUAGUUUAUUGACUGAAAUUUUAAGGAAAAAAACUAGUUUAAGACAUUAUAUAUUCUAAGACGUACCGCGAGAAAGACUCCUGUAUAGCCUAAAGGCUGCUAAAUAUAUCUCAAAGAAUAGUCUUCUUUGUCUAUUUCUUAACUUCAACAAGGAAUUUCAUCGCAUAAUAGGAUAUUCCUAAUAGAGAGAACAAUAAAAGAGUGAGGAAGGGGCUCAUUUGUGGUAAAGUGUCACGCAAUGUGGUUCUCGGUGACAGCUUAUCCUACAAACACCCUCCACCCUACGUUGCAGAUCCUCCACGUAUCUUCAGGAUUAUUCGUCCCACCUUUCUUGCAAGGACGACGGUGUCGUCUCCUUGGAUGCAACUGCGGCGGUCGUCACUUCGUAGUCAGCCCCUACGGAUGCACCCCUCUCCUUCCGGAAGAGGAGAGGCUCAUCGCUGAAAGAAAGAGAAAAAAACGAAAAAAGAAAACACGUUACAAGCGUCAGUCUUUGAGUCCCGGUGUGCACAGGGAACCAAUUGGACGCCUUGGGUGCGCUUUCAGUAGUCAGCUCCACUUGACAACUGGUUCCUCUACACUUGCUUCUCUAAAUCACAGAAGAAGAAGUCCAGACCCUUCUGAUUCCAGCAGUUCAUUGUUUCCUAGGAUUCACCUCCGUGCGGCAGAGCACACGGGCUAUAGCCGACUAGGUUCUGAUAAAUCUACGAGUCUCCCCAGCAUCUUAACCGUGCAGCAACAGAGAUUACCCGUUCAGAGGGUUCCAGUCCCUAGAGAAACAGAGGAGCCACUUCCCCUUCUGGACCGCCACCGUUUGCCUCCUCCACUGGACUCCGGGGACAGUAGUGACACUGAAGAUGGAAAUUCUCGAUUGGAUGAAGACCCAACGAUAUUUCCUAAGAGAUGGAUAUCCCCACCGGCUUCUUUCGGGGAGAAUAGUCAUCCGGCAGCGAGAUACGAUCCCUAUGGAAGAAGAUUGCCCCUUCUUCCAAACGAAGUAUUGAAGUAUUAUGGUUCUCGCCUAAAUUCCUUCGAGAGAAAUGAACUCCAAAGUGGAGAAUAUCCAGAAAUUUGGUAUCUGGGUCUCGAGGCCACAAAAAUUGAAGGAGAGGAAGGAACGCCACAUAACCAUGGAUACGACGAUGAUAAUGGAUCUUACAUCAAGGUACUGCACGAUCAUUUAGCUUAUAGGUACGAGAUACUUGAAGUGAUAGGAAAAGGAUCAUUUGGGCAAGUUAUUAGAGCACUAGAUCAUAAAACUGACCAACAAGUGGCGCUCAAGAUUAUUCGAAAUAAGAAAAGAUUCCACCAGCAGGCUCUGGUGGAAGUGAAGAUACUAGAGCAUCUAUGCCGGAAGGAUAGAGAUGGCAGUCAUCACAUGAUUCGGAUGUUAAAUCACUUCUAUUUCAGGAAUCACUUAUGCAUUACUUUCGAACUUAUGGGGUUAAAUCUCUAUGAAUUAAUAAAGAAGAAUAAUUAUCGAGGGAUCAGUGCUUCAAUGAUUCGUCGGUUUGCCUUCGCAUUGGUUCAGUGCCUGAGGCUCUUACACAAAGAGCAUAUCAUCCACUGCGACCUCAAGCCUGAAAAUAUUCUUUUGAAACAGAGAGGUGCCAAUUCGAUCAAAGUAAUUGACUUCGGCAGUUCUUGUUACACACAUCAAAGGGUCUAUACAUAUAUACAAUCCAGGUUCUACAGGUCGCCAGAGGUGAUCUUGGGUCUUCCUUAUGGGCCUGCUAUCGAUAUGUGGAGCCUAGGAUGCAUUCUGUCCGAGCUCCAAACUGGCCUGCCACUUUUUCCUGGUGAGAACGAAGCUGACCAGCUCGCAUGUAUCAUGGAAGUCUUGGGACCACCACCGCCAGCUGUGCUUGAGCUAGCCUCUCGAAGGAGACUCUUUUUUGAUUCCAAAGGCAAUCCUCGCUGCAUAACAAAUAGUAAAGGCAAAAAGCGGCGACCUGGAUCCAGGCCUCUUUCCAUGGCUCUCAGCACUGACGACCAAGAUUUUGUGCAUUUCAUUAGCAGGUGUCUCGACUGGAACAGUUCUUUGCGAAUGAGUCCAGACGAAGCUCUUCAACACGCUUGGCUAUCAUCGUGUUCCUCCCAAAGGCUCUCUUCUCAACCCCUCAGAGAAAUAGAAACUGAGGCCGCUCGCAGUCAUCAGUCCGAAGAAAAGGCCGUGGAAAAUCAGCUGGGCAAUCGAAGGGGUCAACUGGAAGAGCUUUUGCAUGAGGCCACUGGUUGCCCUGGAGAAUACGACGAUCCUUUGGAAGACUCCGGCACCUUCCUUCCCUCUAUCCUCUGAGAGGACAAUUUGCUCGUGUUUUAGACGACGCCUUCUAUUCAAGGAUCUCAAUUUUUACAGAAACUAGUCGAUUUAUGCGAUGGACAAUCCACGUGACAAAACCUGCACCUGUGGGAGAAACUGUGCAUUUUGUUUACUUUCUAGUUCUGCCCCUUUCUUUCAGCAACUUUCUAAUUUGUGUCGUGUAACUUCAAUUUCCCGCACCCGGCAAUCUUUCCUCAUUGUCUGUGUGCCAGCUCAAGACAAAAAUAUAGGACAGUCUUUUGUGUCGAGGCUUAAUGUUGGCUUCUCCAGGCUUGUUUCAAGAGCCAUACGUUUUAUUUGUGUUGAUGUAUCUGGGCUUGUCGAUUUUCGUAGUUAGAAGAAAAGUAUGCGUAUAUGUUUUUAUAUGUAUGUAUAACAUCAUUUCACUGUCAUUGAAAAAUCUUUAUAGACGAAUUUUCUCCCUUUAUCAUAUCACGUCAUUUUAACAACUGAUGCCAUUUUGAAGGUGUUAACCUUCGCGUUUCGAUAUUCGAUGUUCUUUUCUAAAUGCAGCAAUGAAAACACGGUGGUAAGAAUAUUCCUUCUCAUAGAUGGAAAUACUCUGCUUUAAAUAAUUUUGUCACACGUCCAAAUCGUUUAACACUCUUUCACUUGUCUCUGAAUAUUUCAUGUUUGAUUUACCUCUGUUUAAAAUAAAUAUUUUUGGAUUUCUUAUCCGUAGAAAACAAUAAAUUUAUUCUCUAGCAAUUAAUAUCGAGUCAUUAAAAAUCUAAAAUUCAAUAGUUUAAUCCCAGAUUUUUUUAUUGAACCAUUUCUGGGAUUAACUAAGUCUUUAUUUUUCUUCCCAAUAUUAAAAAUUUUUCCUUGAAAGAAUUUAACGUUAAUCAUGAUAAUUCUAUGCUACUGUAAAGAACAGCUAUGACUUUAUAAUAAAAAGGAUACUUACAUAAGAGAAAUAAGUAAAAUUGUUUCAUAUAAUUUUUGUGAAACUAUGCCAUUUUUUAACGAUGAGAAACUUAAUGCUUUCUAAAACUGAAUUUUCUACUUGAAAGAGAAUAUACUAAACUAAGAUAAGGUUUGUAUAACGCAAAUUUGCUAACAUAUGCAAAGGGCUUUUAUAAAAUUUUCUCAUAGCUAUUUUUAUCUACUUCAUCAAUAUAUGCGAAAACUUCCUCAAAUGAAGUAUAGAUUUUAUAGGGUACUUAAAUUAAUUUAUAAUGUCCCUUUCAUUGAUGCAUUUUUUCUGCCUUAAAUUACUGUAAUGUUGAAGGGUGCUUACAAUAUAGAAAGCAUAGAUUUUAUAGGGUAUCUGCUGACAGUCCUGGUGAAUUCAAGAAUUCAAGACCUGGUGAAUUCAAGAAAGACGAAAAAGCAGCAAUCCUGAAGAAUUAUUAACCAGUUUUUUUUUACGGUUUUUAAACAUUCUUUAAAAUUACGGCUGAAGAAAGAAAAUAUAUUUUCAUAUUUCAAAACUUUUAUUAACGAUACUCAUUUUUUUCCCUAAAAAAAUAUGUAAGACAAAGAGCAUUAAAUGAAGCUUAAAAAAUGAAAAUUAUGUGCUAGCAAAAUAACUAGAUUUAAAAGUGAUAAGUAAAAUGCAAAUAUCUAUUUUAUUAAAAAAAUUGUAAACUUUUGUGCUUAAUACAAAUCCUGAAAACAGAAUUCACAAAAUAUGUAUUCUUUACCUAAAGUAUACCUCACAUGCCUUUUGUUGUGAAAUCUCUUUCUACCAACACAGUUCUAUCAAUUUUCAUCCCACAUCCCUACCACCGCAACGUCACGUGGAUAAAAUAUUCCCUGAUGGUGAUCCUGCACGUCUUUUUCCAACUCUUUAAGAACAGCAGGUGGACUCUGCAGAAAAAAAAAUAUACCCGUUACAUCAGAGCUGAAUAUUGUGAUCGAUUUAAGGUAGUUUCUGGGCUCGUGUUUUUCUGUGUGAAAUGCAUUCGUAAAUUAUACGUGUAAUAUAUAUAUUUCAACGAGCGGUGCUGUAAAGAAAUAUAUCUCCCAAAUAAAGUAGUUUUUAAAAUAUA
Molecule: messenger RNA, 4990 nt
Organism: Stegodyphus dumicola
Lineage: Eukaryota; Metazoa; Arthropoda; Arachnida; Araneae; Eresidae
Product: dual specificity tyrosine-phosphorylation-regulated kinase 4-like
Biological process (GO): peptidyl-threonine phosphorylation; peptidyl-serine phosphorylation
Cellular component (GO): cytoskeleton; cytoplasm; nucleus
Molecular function (GO): ATP binding; protein serine/threonine/tyrosine kinase activity; protein serine/threonine kinase activity
Source: RefSeq, a predicted model, not a curated record